AUGCUCGCCUCCCUCCUCUCCAUCGGCCUCAUCGCCCUCGCUGGGUCCGGCACCCUCGCCACCCCCGUCCCCUCCCCUGCCGAUCUCGUCACCCGGCAGACCGGCUGCGCCGCCUACACCAUCAUCAACACCCGGGGUACGGGUGAGCGCCAAGGUCCCUCGUCCGGCUUCCGCACCAUGAACAGCAACAUCCUGUCCGCCAAAUCCGGCGGCUCCGUCUACUCCACCGUCUACGCCGCCAGCUUCUCCCAGAACUCCGCCGCGGGCACGGCCGACAUCCUCCGUCGUCUCUCGUCCGAGCUCUCCGCCAACCCGGCCAAGUGCUUCAUCCUCGAGGGCUACUCCCAGGGCGCCGCGGCCACCGUCAAUGCGCUAGACAGCAUUCCCACCUCGGACCCCCGGUUCAACGCUGUCAAGGGCGUCUUCCUCAUCGGUAACCCGGAGCACAAGUCAGGCCUGGCGUGCAAUGUCGACACCAACGGCGGGACGACCACCAGGAACGUCAAUGGUAUCUCGUCGUUUGGCGGUGGGAUCCCGGCGGCUUGGGUCAGCAAGACGCUUGAUGUGUGCAACUUUGGCGAUGGGGUUUGCGACACUAGGAACGGCUUCGGCAUUAACGCCCAACACCUCGCCUACCCCGCCAGCUCGUCCACUCAGAAGCUCGGCACCGACUUCGUCCUCGCUAGGCUCAACGCUUAG
Molecule: messenger RNA, 699 nt
Organism: Dioszegia hungarica
Lineage: Eukaryota; Fungi; Basidiomycota; Tremellomycetes; Tremellales; Bulleribasidiaceae
Product: cutinase
Exons: 2
Coding region: 1-699 (232 amino acids)
Molecular function (GO): hydrolase activity
Source: RefSeq, a predicted model, not a curated record